AUGAGCGACCAGAAUCAAUUGGGGGACUUGAGGUCAGGUCCUCCUCCACACAUCGAGAUUUCCAACGAACCAAACCCUGCGGAACGCCCGGGCCGACCCCAUGGCAAAAUAUGUUGGUUUCUGGGGAAGGUUACAAAUGGUGCAAUAAAAAAUAUUUCUUGCUCGAACUUGAGAGAUUCAUGUAGUCGUGACCCUGUUCUCCCGAAUGUUGAUCGUGAAGGUGUCUCAUCUAUUUCAAAUAUCGAGAUUCAGGAUGCUCCCCCUGGUGUGGAACAAGGCGCUGAUCCCUCAUCAGCACUUCAAGAAGCCAAUGAUGCUGCCAAAGGCAUGAAUCUUCUUUCGGGACAUGUGACAUCUGGAGUUUCCGCCGCAAAAAAUGCAUCAACAGAUCUUGAGGAUGCAUAUAAAUUCAGAGACACGUAUCUUCAGCCUCUCAGAAUAUUUGACAGCAUUAUUGAGAAGCUUGGAGAUGCUCAUUGGCCCUGA
Messenger RNA from Suillus discolor, 486 nucleotides. RefSeq lists its product as uncharacterized. Lineage: Eukaryota; Fungi; Basidiomycota; Agaricomycetes; Boletales; Suillaceae. The record is from RefSeq and is a predicted model, not a curated record. Bases 1 to 486 code for a protein of 161 amino acids. The transcript has 4 exons.